AUGGCGGCAGCCACGAGGAAGUCAACAGCUGUGCUUCUGUGUCGCUGGGACGCCCACGGCCUGGCCCAACCCCACGCCACUGUGUGCCACACCAGCUGCCCCUCGGGCUGCCAGGCCGCCUGCCGCGUUCCCAGCUCCUGCCAGCCGUCCUGCUGCACGUCCAGCCCCUGCCAGGCGACCGGCAUGCCCGUGAGCCGCAAGCCAGGUGUAUACGUGCCCGUGAGCCGCAAGCCAGGUGUAUACGUGCCCGUGAGCCGCAAGCCAGGUGUAUACGUGCCCGUGAGCCGCAAGCCAGGUGUAUACGUGCCGGUGAGCCGCAAGCCAGGUGUAUACGUGCCCGUGAGCCGCAAGCCAGGUGUAUACGUGCCCGUGAGCCGCAAGCCAGGUGUAUACGUGCCCGUGAGCCGCAAGCCAGGUGUAUACGUGCCCGUGAGCCGCAAGCCUGCCGUGUGCCUGCCCGCGAGCUACAAGCCUGUGCGCGUGGCCUCCUCCUGCCACUCCUCCGUGUGCUGCCAGCCCUCCCGCCCUUCCCUGCUCUGCAGACCCGCCCCCUGUAGCACCCCUUCCGGCUUCCUAUGA
Balaenoptera ricei (Rice's whale) is the source of this 579-nucleotide messenger RNA. Its product is annotated as keratin-associated protein 12-2-like. NCBI's taxonomy places the organism in Eukaryota, Metazoa, Chordata, Mammalia, Artiodactyla, Balaenopteridae. The record is from RefSeq and is a predicted model, not a curated record. The transcript is spliced from 2 exons. Bases 1 to 579 code for a protein of 192 amino acids.